Malania oleifera is the source of this 2594-nucleotide messenger RNA. Its product is annotated as glucosidase 2 subunit beta. Bases 377 to 2230 code for a protein of 617 amino acids. Gene Ontology annotation, cellular component: glucosidase II complex. The transcript has 17 exons. The record is from RefSeq and is a predicted model, not a curated record. Gene Ontology annotation, molecular function: protein binding. Lineage: Eukaryota; Viridiplantae; Streptophyta; Magnoliopsida; Santalales; Ximeniaceae. Gene Ontology annotation, biological process: N-glycan processing.
AAGGCUACAAAUAAUGGGCCAGCCGAAUGGGUCACCGGAGCAAAAUUGCACACUGCGGUAGUGCACCUGCAAAUCGACAGUUUAAAGACGAGCAGGAUUGCCACUUUGAAGCCGUUUACCUUGAAAACGCCGUCGUUUUGUUCUCUGUAACUAGGGUUCUCUGUUCCUCCCAAUCCCUCUCUGGCUCUCCUCCUUCCUCUUCCUCUCCCUCUCCCUCUCCCACUGAUUAGAGAGACUCAACACAGCAGCGGUCGGCUGUUGGCGGAGGGAAGGAACGCAUCCAUGAGAAAUUGAGAAUUCAGCGGGAGAAAGAGCCAUAAACCUUUGCUAAUAGAGGACGAUUUGUUCAAGAUAUUGUUCUAUUGUUGCGUUGAGGAUGAAAUUCCCUGUGUUGUUAUUGUUUUUCUUCUCACUCAGCUACGCCACAUCUCCAAUUGCCGCCGGAUCAGCAUCUCUUCGCGGAGUUGCUCCCGAAGAUGAGAAGUAUUACAAGUCGGCGGAGAUAAUGAAAUGCAGAGACGGAUCGAACAAGUUCACGAGAGCUCAGCUCAACGACGACUUCUGCGACUGCCCCGAUUCCUCCGACGAGCCUGGAACAUCGGCAUGCCCAAAUGGGAAAUUCUACUGUCACAAUGCUGGGCAUGUUCCACUUUUUAUAUUUUCUUCUAGAGUGAAUGAUGGUAUAUGCGAUUGCUGUGACGGGAGUGAUGAAUAUGAUGGUAAAGUGAAAUGCUCAAAUACAUGUUGGGAGGCUGGGAAAGUUGCUAGAGAUAAGCUAAAGAAGAAGAUUGAAACAUAUAAGGAAGGGAUCAAUCUCCGAAAAAAUGAUGUUGAAAAAGCAAAAUUAGCUUUAGUUAAAGAUGAGGCAGAGUUAUCAAAGCUGAAAAAUGAGGAGAAAAUACUGAAAGGGCUCGUUCAGCAGCUUAAGGAGCGCAAAGAGCAAAUAGAGAAAGCAGAGGAGAAAGAACGAUUGCAAAAAGAGAAAGAAGAGAAGGAAAAAAGGGAAGCUGAAGAGAAAGCCAAUCAGGAGAAAGGUGAAGCCCAGGAGAAAGCUGAUCAGGAAGCAGAAAAACCUGACUAUGAAGGAGAAAAACCUGUGGAAAAUAGAGAUGAUGACAAGAUUGGGCUUUUAGAGGAUUCUACUUUGAAUCAGGAUGCAACACAUGAUGAACCAGCAGUUGAAGUUGCGCAUGGCUAUGAUUCUGGAAAUGAAGGAUCUCUAAAAGAUCCAUUGAAGCAGCAUGAUGCAGAUGAUGUGAAGGAGGAGGCUGCAGUUGUGCAUGAAGCUACUCUUGAUGGUGGAAGCAAGGUGGAGGGUGCAUCUGAAAAUACUGAGGACUUGUCAAGAGAGGAGCUGGGUCGCCUUGUUGCUUCUCGAUGGACAGGAGAAAAUUCUGAGCGGCAAACUACCGAAAAUGAUGCUGUGAAAGAUAGUGCUCAUGAAGGUCUGGAAGAAAGUCAAGAUAGCACUCAUGAUGAAGAAUAUGAUGGGUAUGCUUCAGAAACUGAUGAUGACCACCAUAGUUAUGAUGAUGAUGAUGUAGAAGACCAGAUAGAUGAUUUUGUAGAAGACCAUGAUGAUUCUAGUUCUUCAUACAAAUCUGAUUUGGAAAAUGACACAGAUUCAUCAGAUAUAACAACCUCAAGUAAUCCAACUUGGUUAGAGAAGAUACAACAGACUGUAAGAAGCAUUUUACAGGCAGUAAAUUUGUUCCAGAUUCCAGUGGAUAAAUCAGAGGCUGCUCGUGUACGCAAGGAAUAUGAUGAAUCCAGUGCCAGGUUGUCAAAAAUGCAAACAAGAAUAUCGAGCUUGACACAAAAGCUAAAGCAUGAUUUUGGGCCAGAGAAGGAGUUCUAUUCAUUUUAUGACCGUUGUUUUGAGAGCAAGCAGACCAAGUAUGUUUACAAAGUUUGCCCAUUUAAACAAGCUUCCCAGGUGGAGGGCCACAGUACAACUCGAUUGGGGCACUGGGAGAAAUUGGAGGACUCGUACAGAGUCAUGCUAUUCUCAAAUGGGGAUAAAUGCUGGAAUGGACCUGAUAGAAGCUUAAAGGUCAGGUUAAGAUGUGGGUUGAAAAAUGAGAUUGUUGAUGUGGAUGAACCAAGCCGAUGCGAAUAUGUAGCUCUGUUAUAUACCCCUGCUCUUUGCCUAGAAGAAAAACUUAAGGAAUUACAACAUAAACUGGACUCGAUGAACAAGGAACUGCCAGAGAGUCAUGACGAGCUUUAAACCGUCCUUAUGGAACUGACCCAGUAAAAAAUGUUACGGAGGAGAAUCAUCUUGAAUGAUAUUUAGAUGCAUGGUGCAGCCUUUUUUGUCAGGUUGUCAAUCGAAGGUAGCCUCGUUAAGAAUUUAUGAUUUGUGGAUGACAUUGAUUUAAUGGCAGUUGUUUUAUUGGGAGGGGUGGACUGAGGCUUUUGAGCAUGAGAGAUUGUGAGUAGAGGUCCACGAAAUUCUGAUAAUGUUGGGAGUAUGUUGAAUUGAGGUUUAGAAUAAUAAAAUCACUGAGGAUGGCACUGUUGCUGUUGUGAAACAUUUUGAAAUUGGGCUUACAAGAAUAUAUUAGUUUUUAUGGAACUUUAAUUAUUUAUUA